Musca domestica (house fly) is the source of this 455-nucleotide messenger RNA. RefSeq lists its product as uncharacterized. The record is from RefSeq and is a predicted model, not a curated record. The coding region runs from base 80 to 451 and encodes 123 amino acids. Lineage: Eukaryota; Metazoa; Arthropoda; Insecta; Diptera; Muscidae. The transcript has 3 exons.
GUCUGUGAAUCACACUCUUCAAUUUAUUUGCCAACAUGGACCGGAGGAGUGCAAGGGCAAUCGCCAGCAGUUGUGUGUGAUGAACCAGAGCUAUGACCAUGUAGUCCAAACAAAAUUCGUCUUGUGUCAGAUGGGUCAGAAAAAUAUAACAGAUAUUGAAGAGUGUACUAAAUCGCUGGGCUUAUCGAGUGACAUUGAUGAAUGCAUGAACGGUGAUGAGGGCAAUCAUUUGCAGCUGCAAGCCGAGCGCGUAACAUUUGUAUACCGACCACAAUUUUUACCAACAAUAAUCUAUGAUGGGGUCUUUAAUCCAAUAUUGCAGAAUAAUUCACUUAAGGAUUUCCUCGGUACGGUGUGUUAUGUGUUUCAGUUGCGCGGCGAUUUAAUACCCUUGUCCAGAGUCUGUAAUCAGCCGAUAGUUUGUUUGACCUGUUCAAUUUUGACGAUAUGAUAAA